AUGCUACUCUACUUCCUCCUCCUCCUCCUCCCCCUUCUCCUCCUCCUCCGCUCCGCCGCCGUCCGCCGUCGCCGUCGCCUCCUCCCGCCGGGAAACCUCGGGCCGCCCCUCAUCGGCGAGACGCUCCAGCUCAUCUCCGCCUACAAAACCUCCAAUCCGGAGCCCUUCAUCGACGACCGGGUCGCCCGGUUCGGAUCGCUCUUCACCACCCACGUCUUCGGCGAGCCGACCGUCUUCUCCGCCGACCCGGACGCGAACCGGCUCAUCCUCCACAGCGAGGGCCGGCUCUUCGAGUCAAGCUACCCCGGCUCCAUCUGCAACCUCCUCGGCCGCCACUCGCUCCUCCUCAUGCGCGGCGGUCUCCACCGCCGGAUGCACUCUCUGACCACCAGCUUCGCCGGCUCCGCCAUCAUCCGGAGCCACCUGCUGGGGGAUAUUGACCGACUCGUCCGGCUCAACAUGGACGCCUGGACCGGCCGGGUUCUUCUCAUGGAGGAGACCAAAAAGGCUCGGACAAAGGUGGCGGAGGCGCUGAGCCUGGUGGUUCGGGAAAGGAGGAGAGAGAGUGAGAGAGGAGAGAGAAAGAAUGACAUGCUGGCGGCGCUGCUAGACGAGGACGGCGGCGGAGGUGGCUUUUCCGACGAGGAGAUUGUGGAUUUCAUGGUGGCUCUGCUGGUGGCCGGUUAUGAAACCACAUCAACUAUCAUGACGCUCGCCGUUAAGUAUCUGACGGAGACACCUACGGCGUUGGCUCAGCUCAAGGAAGAGCAUGAUCAAAUCAGAGCAAAAAAAGGUGACAUUAAUUCUCUUGAGUGGGAAGAUUGCAAAUCCAUGCCCUUCACUCAAUGUGUCGUGAAUGAAACCCUUCGUGUAGCUAACAUAAUCAGCGGUUUUACAAUUCCUAAGGGAUGGAAAGUGUUUGCUUCCCUUCGAGCCGUACACAUGGAUCAUCAACACUUUAAAGAUGCUCGAACUUUUAAUCCGUGGAGAUGGCAGAAUGGCUCGAAUGGCGUGGCGAAUGUUUUCACGCCAUUUGGAGGUGGGCCCCGGCGAUGCCCCGGCGCUGAGCUGGCGAGGGUUGAGCUCUCGGUUUUUCUCCAUCGACUAGUCACCCAAUUCAGUUGGGAGCCUGCAGAAGAAGAUAAAGUGAUAUUCUUCCCAACCACAAGAACUCAGAAGAAAUAUCCAAUUCUUGUAAAGAGGAGGAUUUAAUAUGUAGGGAACACAAGUUGGAACUUUUUUUCAAGCUAAUAUUUGAUAAUUGUAGUAAAUUCAAUAAAUACUUGCUAGCUUUUAUUGUUUUUUAUUUUAGUCAAUAAUAUAUAGAGAUGUAAAUUGAUGGUAAUUCAGAUUUUUCCUAUUGGGGAAAAGUUUUAUUGAUGCAGAUUUAUAUGUGUGACUCAGC
Molecule: messenger RNA, 1405 nt
Organism: Striga asiatica
Lineage: Eukaryota; Viridiplantae; Streptophyta; Magnoliopsida; Lamiales; Orobanchaceae
Source: the annotation of a GenBank genome assembly